Molecule: messenger RNA, 1245 nt
Organism: Ochotona curzoniae (black-lipped pika)
Lineage: Eukaryota; Metazoa; Chordata; Mammalia; Lagomorpha; Ochotonidae
Product: transmembrane and coiled-coil domain-containing protein 5B-like
Exons: 12
Coding region: 117-1040 (307 amino acids)
Source: RefSeq, a predicted model, not a curated record
GUAAUUGGAAAGUUCAGUCAGCAAGGCAGUGCCUUUUUGGAAAGUUCUGGUAUUCAACUGGAAAUCUCCAUUGAAAGUAGAAGAAAUCUUGGUUGGGAAAACAAGGGGAAUCUAACAUGGAAGAAGUUGGGCAGAACUCAUUGAAUGAUGUGUGCAAGAUGAUGGAAAUACCAAAUUUAGAAGUCACAAAACAGAAUCUUGACUACCUGAACUCAGAUCUUGAACAGGACUUGCAGAAACUGGAUGAGGCUAAUCAGAUUCUUCUUAGAAAGAUCCAAGAGAAAGAAGGAACUAUUCAAAGUCUGGAAGCAGAGAUCUCCUUGUCACUAGGACAAAUCAAAGAGAAGGAGGAAUUGGAACACAUUGUAUCAGAGAAAGAGGAAUCCCUGAAGGACCUGGAACUACAGUCAGGGAAGCUGGAAAAAAAGAAUAAAAUUCUUAACAGAAACAUAGCAGAGCUUCAGAAAGAGAUUUCGAGCAGAUUUCAGAAUGUUGGCCCUGAUCAAGGAAGGCUGAAGCAAAAGUUGACAGAACUGAAGGUAAAAGUUCAGAAGUCAGCAGAGUCCUGUGCAAAGCAAGAAAAGAAACUGGCCAAGGUAGAGAGUGACUACCAAUCUGUGUACCAGCUCUGUGAGGACCAGGCCCACUACAUAAAGAAAUAUCAGGAAAUUCUGAGGCAGAUGGAAAAGGAAAAGGAGGUGCUGCUUCUCGAAAAAGAAAUAUCCAAGGUCCAAAAUAACUCAUCCCAAAUUGUGAAGUCUGGGUCAAUUCUGGUGGAGACCAUCCAAAGCAAUAUGGAGAAGACCAUCAUGAGGAAACAAAAGAGAAUCUUUUGGUACAGGAAUUUCCAGUGUCUUGUCUUCAUGGCCAUGAUCUUCAUUAGGCUGCUGGGCUACAUGUUUUUCCAUCUACAGUACAUAAACCCAGAUCUUUUUGUGGAUGCCCUGCCGAUGGUAAUGAGCAGGGACACCUUGACAAGACUCAGGGAUGUCUUAUUUCCCUCCCUUACUCUUGAAGUGGAAGAAGUUCUACCACACUAGUCUGGGACGCCCGGGGCAUCUCACCCUACUCUUGAGUAGGGGCAGGUGUAAUCAUGGCCACUGUGUUGAAGGACGGCCUUGGAGGGAAGUAGAAGCUUUUGACUCAGAUCUGCUACGUGGUGUUUGAUAUCUUCAUUCAUUCUUUUCUUGCUUUACCUGUAGAAUAAUGCCCUUUCAAAUAAAAAAAAAAAAACCUGUUUGUCAA